AUGUCCCUCUAUGCUCGACAACUCAACAUCAAUGACCUAGAGCGGUCACUGGCCGUUGAAACUGCCGCGUUUCCUUCCGCCGAGGCCGCCACUCGUGAAAAGAUUGAGUAUCGCUUAACAGUCUGUCCCGAGAUAUGCAUUGGCCUAUUUCUUCGUGCUGGCGCCAGCUUGCCGUCCCCCAUUCCUCAUGACAUCCCAUUCGCGGAGGAUCCGACAUCCGACAACGACGACGACGUGCUUCUCGCACAUGUUAUCUCUACCAAAACUGCCAACAAACCCGUCAAAGAUGAAGAUAUGGACUACCCCCGUAACUGGAAGGAAGAUCUACAAGGUGACUACGCCGUGGGUCACAACAAGAAUGGACGAACGAUUGCUCUCCAUGCUCUUGCUGUCGCGCCCGAUUACCAGAGGGCCGGUCUGGGCAAGGCCAUUAUGCGCGUCUAUAUCCAGAGAACGAAGUCACUCAAUGCUGCGGAUCGCAUAUCUAUCUUGACGUAUGACCGUCUUGUUCCGUACUACCAGAGACUUGGAUUUGAGCACUAUGGGAAGAGCGAGUCUGAAUAUGCUGGGGUGGCUUGGCAUGAUCUUUCUUACAUACUAUCUUCUCCUCUGUGA
Messenger RNA from Fusarium mangiferae, 615 nucleotides. RefSeq lists its product as uncharacterized. Gene Ontology annotation, molecular function: aralkylamine N-acetyltransferase activity. Bases 1 to 615 code for a protein of 204 amino acids. The transcript is spliced from 3 exons. Gene Ontology annotation, cellular component: cytoplasm. The record is from RefSeq and is a predicted model, not a curated record. Lineage: Eukaryota; Fungi; Ascomycota; Sordariomycetes; Hypocreales; Nectriaceae.